Scylla paramamosain (green mud crab) is the source of this 4573-nucleotide messenger RNA. RefSeq names its product protein suppressor of forked-like (gene su(f)). Gene Ontology annotation, molecular function: mRNA binding; protein binding. Gene Ontology annotation, cellular component: nucleus. The transcript has 14 exons. The record is from RefSeq and is a predicted model, not a curated record. Bases 54 to 2261 code for a protein of 735 amino acids. NCBI's taxonomy places the organism in Eukaryota, Metazoa, Arthropoda, Malacostraca, Decapoda, Portunidae. Gene Ontology annotation, biological process: mRNA 3'-end processing.
UAGAUGUGGAUUAAGGAUUAAGGAUUAUAUUUUCCUACAAAAACAAGGGUGGAAUGAGGGCCGAUUGGGGCGAGGAGGCGUGGUUGGCACCCCUGCCGCUCUUCGCCUCCCGCGUCCUGUCUUCUCCGCGCCGCCACCACAACAUGGAGGAUUCACCGGAAUUUGGAACAGAGAAACUCCGUCGAGCAUGGAGCACAACGGAGGCCAACCCGUACGACAUGGAGGCGUGGAGUCUCAUCAUCCGUGAUGCUCAGAACCGCUCCAUUGAAUCUGCACGUGGCAUCUUUGAACGUCUCGUCACCACCUUCCCAACGGCUGGCAAGUUCUGGAAGAUGUACAUUGAACAAGAGAUGAGGUCUUAUAAUUUUGAGAAAGUUGAAAAGUUGUUCCAGCGAUGUCUGACCAAGGUGCUCAACAUCGACCUGUGGCGCCUGUACGUCACCUACGUCAAGGAGACCAAGUCCAGUCUGCCCACUUACAGGGAGAAGUUGUCUCAGGCAUAUGAGUUCGCCAUUGACAAGAUAGGUAUGGACUACAACUCCUACACGCUGUGGAAUGACUACGCCAACCUGCUCAAGAACGCCGAGGUGGUGGGCUCCUACGCCGAGAACCAGAAGAUCAUGGCUGUCAGGAAGGUGUUCCAGCGCGGCAUCGUUACUCCGAUGGCCAACAUUGAGCAGCUGUGGCGGGACUACCUCGAAUUUGAGAAGAACAUCAACCCAAUCAUCGCCGAGAAGAUGAACAUCGAGAGGGGGCGGGACUACAUGAACGCCCGGCGGGUGGGCAAGGAGCUGGAGGCGGAGACGCGGGGCUUGAACCGCCACCUUCCCAGCGUGCCGCCCUCGGGUCUGCCUGAGGAGAUCAAACAGGUUGAGAUAUGGAAGAGGUACAUCAGAUGGGAGAAAGACAACCCUCUACGCACAGAUGACCAGACUCUGGUGACCAAGAGGGUGCGGUUUGCCUAUGAGCAGUGCCUUCUGUGUCUCUCCCACCACCCGGACAUCUGGUACGAGGCAGCACUCUUCCUGCAGGAGUCCUCAAAGCUCCUCUCUGAGAAAGGUGAUGUCAAUGCAAGCAAGAUCUUCAGUGAGGAGGCAGCACAGAUCUAUGAGAGGGCAAUCUCUGGACCCUUAAGGAAGAACCAGCUUCUGUACUUUGCCUAUGCUGACUUUGAGGAGUCCCGCCUGCGCUACCCUGAGGUGCACAAGAUAUACCAAAGAUACAUAGAGAUGGAGGACAUUGAUCCAACACUUGCUUACCUGCAAUACAUGAAAUUUGCGCGCCGAGCUGAGGGAAUCAAGUCCACGAGAGAAGUGUUCAAGAAGGCGCGAGAGGAUGUGAGGACACAAUUCCAUGUGUAUGUUGGUGCUGCCCUCAUGGAGUACUACUGCACCAAGAACAAGGACAUCGCAUUCAGGAUAUUCGAGCUUGGUCUGAAGAAGUUCCCAGACAAUGCAGACUAUAUCAUGGCAUAUGUGGACUACCUCUCCCAUCUCAAUGAGGACAACAACACAAGGGUUCUGUUUGAGCGAGUGCUGACAUCUGGCCAGCUCAAGAAUGAAGACACUGUUGGCUUGUGGAACCGCUUCUUGGAGUUUGAGUGCAACGUUGGGGAUUUGGCAUCCAUUGUGAAGGUGGAGAAGAGGAGAGCACACGUCCUGCAGAAGCUGCAAGAGUUUGAGGGUAAAGACACAGCACAACUUGUUGACCGAUACAAGUUCAUGGAUCUCUACCCAUGUACUCCAGCUGAGCUCAAAGCCAUUGGUUACCGGGACAUCUCAACACAUGCCAUGAUAAUCAAUCCAAACAUUCCCCGUGGCCUGUCCAUUCAUGACUCACAGGAGCCUUCCUACGUGCGACCAGACUUCUCACAGAUGAUUCCUUUCAAGCCCAAGGCGAAGUACAUACCUGGAGAACACCCAGUGAAAGGUGGAGCAUUCCCGCCUCCUCCAGCCGUGGCAAACCUCCUCUCCCUGCUGCCACCACCAAACUGCUUCCGGGGACCCUUUGUCAAGCUGGAGGCUCUGGUUGAUCUCUUUAUGCGGCUCAACCUUCCUGAACAGGGAGGACAAUGGUCAACCAGCGGCAGUCAUGACGUGCGCCUCUUUGAACUCUCCAAGUCGGUGCACUGGGUGGUGGACCCAAGUGGUGACCGUAAAAGGAAACUGAUUGCCGGUGAUGACUCAGAUGACGAAGAUGGAAACAAACCCAUCCUGACCAGCGACAUUUACCGAGCCAGGCAGCAGAGGAAGAUGAGAUGAGCUGCUGCUGCUGCUCCUGGCUAAUCUUUCAUUGAUAAAAAGAAUACCUAAGUUGCCUUGGAUAUGAUAAGGUGACUUCAUUACAUCCAUAUCACUUACCAUACACCUAUGAAACUAUCUGCAGUAUACUUACCUUGGGAUGACAUCUGCUUAGUAUUCCUCAAUACAGUUUCUGAAAGGCAGGGCAUGUACUUGUUUGGUGACUGAAAUACUGGAGAAUCAAAAGUUACAAUAUAUGAAUUCUGGAAAGUAUGGGGAGAGGAAAUGAGAGGGGGUUGAUCUGAAUGAAUGAAAGAAAAUGCCAGAGAGUAGUAGGUGAAACUCGUCACUCGACAACAGAAUGGGAAUGCUAAUUUUGUAUCCAGAUGAGUUGUAUUUUUGUGCCAGGUUGUUGCCCAUUUUCAUCAGUGGACCAGAAGACAGUGGAGGGUUGUAUGCUAGUGAAUCUGAAAUUACCUUUUGAGUAUAAUGAAUGUAAUGAGUGAGUGGGACUUGUAUCAAUAGUGUGGUGGCUGUGAGGUGUGGUAGCUGAGGGCUUAUUGGCAUGCUCCUAUGAAAGGUGAAAGAAGUGAAUGGUCUCAAGGUGGAGUGUUUUUAUAAGGAUAAGUGAAGGCUUUUCCACCAUGGUCACUCCUUGUGGGAUGCUUGUGGAGAGAGCAAGGUGUCAGAGAGAGAGAGAGAGAGAGAGAGAGAGAGAGAGAGAGAGAGAGAGAGAGAGAGAGAAUAGCUUCAAGCUGUAUCUGUUCCUUAAUCAUGUAAAGCACAAUAAAGUAACCAAAUACAGGAAUAUACAGCAACUGUUGAUAUGUAUAAGCAUCCCUGUUUUUAUGGUUGUACAGUAAGAAAUGUACCUUUCCUUCCUCAAGGCUGAUGAUGUGAGAUGUGGAUGUAGCUCCUGAGUAGACCAUGCACCAGCAGAAUGUGUUCAAGUUAGCUUAUGAUCUAUUCCACCACACAGCAUGGAAAUAAAGAUGUUAAUGUUGUGAGUGAAAACAAAAUGUCAAGUGUGCUUUUCUUUGACUGAACUUAAUUAUGGAAUUCAGAAUUAUUUAUCUAUAUCUAUAUUCCAGGCUAAAACAUAGAUAGAUAUGGAAUGAAGAGUAGUUCAUGAAAAGACUAUAUAUUAAAAUUAUUUAAUGUUCCAGUAGUGACACGGAGAAACUUGAUGAGCCUUUUCUUGCUAGGAUGUAUUUUAGAUAUGAAGAACAAAUACAGUGUAGGAAACUUUAUAUUCCUAUUCAUAUUAGUCUCAGUCAGACUCAAAGGGUAUAACUGCUGGAAGCUCAAAUUUUACAUUCUAAUUGUAUAAAAUUACCUGUAAUUUUCUUCCUCUGCAAUCCACUAACAGCUAAACAUUAUAUGAAAGAGAAUUCAUUUGUACAUGUUGAACACCUAAAUUGAUCCAUGGAUUGAUUGCUUUAAAGUAUUGCAUGUCAUUUUUAUUCAGAGAAAUGUUAAGUGAUUGUACGGCAAAGUAUCUAUAAUUGUAUAAUUUUUUACAACAUUAGAAAACAUUUAUUUUUUACUUCUUUUAGGGCACAGUAACCAUGCUGAAGAGUACAAAUGAAAUAUUGUUGUUCAUGUGUAUGUAAAUAUGUGAAAGUGUGUGUGUGUGUGUGUGUGUGUGUGUGUGUGUGUGUGUGUGUGUGUGUGUGUGUGUGUGUGUGUGUGUGUGUGUGUGUGUGUGUGUGUGUUUUGUACAACCAAUAUUGCAUAUUGUUUGGAACUGUAAAAUUGUGUAAUCAAAUUUAUUGUUGUUGAUAGUUUGAUAUGUUUCAAGUGUUGUAAUAUGGAAAUGAUUAUGAGAAAGUGUGUGUGUGUGUGUGUGUGUGUGUGUGUGUGUGUUUGAGAGAGAAAUGUUUCAAGUGUUAUUUUUCAGCAUUAGAAGAGGAAGCCAUGUGUGUAUGUGUGGCGUGUGUGUGUGUGUGUGUAGUGCAUGAAGAUGUGUGCAAUGUUAUUAUAUGCAACAAAUUAAGUUUUCAAAGCUACAUAUAUUAAAGAUUUCACAGCUGUUCAAGAGGUUAUGCAUAUUAUGUAUGUACUAUGUAUGGAUGUAUGUAUGUAUGUAUAUAUGAUACUAAUAUGCAAGGAUGAUAGGAGUGCAAUGGGACAGCUGGCAUUCACUGUGUGGAACAAAUUUAUGUAUGUAUGUAUGUAUGUAUGUUUGUAUGCUUCCUCCAUUAUUUCCUCAAGUAUAUGCAAGGGUGAUGUGCAGACAUCCUGUACCUGACUGCUUGGGGCGCGACUGCAGAAAUCAAUGCGUCUUUUAAUUAAGUGAAAAAAAAAGUCAUAAAUAAACUGGUAGAAAUGUG